This is a messenger RNA of Rhodamnia argentea, 714 nucleotides long. Its product is annotated as dirigent protein 5-like. The record is from RefSeq and is a predicted model, not a curated record. The transcript has a single exon. NCBI's taxonomy places the organism in Eukaryota, Viridiplantae, Streptophyta, Magnoliopsida, Myrtales, Myrtaceae. Bases 70 to 624 code for a protein of 184 amino acids.
GGUGAAGCGAAGCCCUAUCUAGGGUCACAAAGCAUUAGCCAAUGCCUAGCAACUACACGUAAAUUAACCAUGAGAAACAUUGCUGCACACAAAUCAUGCUUCCUUGCCUUCCUCCUCCUCCUAUUCACAAGCCAAUUCGCAUCGGCCGCCAAGAAAACCCUCAGCAAGGAACACCCAUGCAAGAGGUUUGUCCUCUACUACCACGACAUACUCUUCGACGGCGGGGACGUGGCCAACGCGACGUCCGCGACGAUCGCGAACGAGACCAAGCUCGGCAACUUCAAGUUCGGGAAGCUGGUCGUGUUCGACGACCCGAUGACAAGAGACAGCCAUCUUCGCUCCCCGGCGGUUGCUCGAGCCCAGGGCUUCUAUUUCUACGACAUGAAGAGCGACUACAACUCGUGGUUCGCCUACACUUUGGUGUUCAAUUCGACGGAACGUGAGGGCACGCUGAACAUUAUGGGUGCGGACAUAAUGGCGGCUCAGACUAGGGAUCUUUCUGUGGUGGGGGGAACCGGAGAUUUCUUCAUGGCGAGGGGAAUCGCGACCAUCGAGACCGAUACUUUUCAAGGAGCCAAGUAUUUUCGCCUCAAGAUGGACAUUAAACUAUAUGAGUGUUAUUAGAGAAACUUUCUUCGCAGAGUUCUGAUUCUUCUGUGUGUUUUGCAAGAAGAGAGAUUGAAUAUUCUAAUCCAACUAAGCAUUUUCCGUUCA